UAUUAAGUUCUAACUUAUGGUAUUAAUGAUUCACUAGAUUAGCAACAAUGCAUACCACUUUUGGAAAGCUUGGAGAAAAAGGGACUCUGCCUUCUGAAGUAGUGUCAGAUAUUUCAAUUAGUUGUGAACAUCACUUUUUUUUUAUAAAGGUCAAAGUUAUCUGUAACUCUUAGAUUCAGAAUGAAUGAGGAGAAACAAACAUUUUACUAACUAAUAAUACAAUUUAGAGACAUAACAUCUCGAUCAGGCCAAAGGAAAGAUGACACGUUGAUAUGACUAAAGAAAUAAACCAUUGGCAUUCAUUAAUAUACCCUUGUACUCAAUUUAACCCUGUAAAACCCAUGUGCAUCAUUUUAAAUGCAUUUUCACCAAAGUCAAACUCACAUAUUUCGUGUCCUUGGAAACUUGAGAUGCACACUAGAAUUUAAAAUAAGGUUGUGUAGAUCUGAACACUGUUUGGCUGCACAGCAUGAGUUUGUGACAACUGGCCCAACAGUGGCUUGUUAAGGGUUUAAACCCAUAUAUGACACAAAUUUGCUAUCCACAGUGUAGCAAGUCCAUUUAGGCCUGAAAAAGACCGCAAUAGACACCCUGACUUUGUAAGCACCUAUAUGCUUUAUUAUUUUUGAGGACAUUUUUCUUUUGUUGUGAGUUGUCUAUGUGAAAAACUCUACAGGCUCAGGGAAAGCCAAACAGAUAUAGGCUUAAGCAGAUUCAAAUAUGAUGAAAGGCCUGAAAACAGAUAUAAUUAAGCCUAAAAACCUUGUUAAGACUGCCAAAUAACCCUGAAGAACGAUAAUAUGAAGUACAAUCAAAUGUUUGUCUUUGUCACAUGUCUAAUACUUUUUUUUUUUUUACAAUUUGUAGUUUUCCACUUCCAAAGAAAAGUUCAGGGCCACAAACUUACGCCCCAACCUUACUUGUUUGAUUGGCAGCACCUGCUGUGGUGAGGUGUUAGAUCAGUUGUAAUCAGGACCAGACCUUGAGUGCUCAGGCUUUAUCAGGCCUGAGUAGUGGAGAGUUCAGCAAUUGAAGCAAGCAGCUGAGGUACUCUGCCCAUGUGCAGUGCUUUUUGUUUGUCCCAAUGGCGUAUAGAGAGAGCAGAGGCAGUAAGAUUUUACUAUGUUUAACACUUUUAGUUGGUGCCAGUUCAUUUUGCCAUUGUGCUCGACUUACAAACCUUAAGGCGUUGGAUAAAUUAAGAGGAAACUCGACACUUCACGAAAGUCAAUCUAAAGGGAUCGAUGUGCGCCAUGGAAGACUGUUAAUGGGGCAAAAUUCUCUGCAAGAUGAUAAACUAAGAGGAACCAAUGCCACAGAGGACUUCCUGGAUGUUGAUACAGAUUAUCAAGAGGACAUGGGUUGGGGUGAGGCCAUGCAACUUAAAGGCCGGGGAGAUGGCUUUUCAAGGCCAAAUUUAAAGCCAGAGAGUGCAGCGGUAGAUCGUCUCCUUAAAAUGGAUCCAAGGGUUGAAUGUACGGGAGACUCCAUGAAGCUUCGAGUCCAGUAUGGUGAUUCUACCCCUGGAUCACUGUUCUUUGUGGACAGGGGAAGUGACCUGUCUCCUCUGCCGCUGUCCAAGUUGCCACCAAACUGUGGUUACACAAUCGGGUCUACACCGAGCGAUUUGGUCUUGGAUGCACCUUAUGAUGGUUGCUUUGUUGCUCUUGAGGAGGAUUGCUACGUUCUUCCUUUGCGUUGUUUGGGGUUACCAGUGAAGAUGUCAUGCCCUUUGAUAAGGCAGUCUUCACCUAACCCUCCGAUGGUCGCCUGCUAUGCUCAGGGCAUGGUUGUGAAAACGGGAUGGACUGUAUCCGUUGAUAAAAUUAACAUAAAUUUGAUUGGUAACUGGGAGCCACUGAUGAAGGCUUCACCCAGAUGUGGGUUCAGUGUAGUUGAACAUCCCGAGGGUGUGGUCAUCUCUGUUCGCUAUGCACCCUGCCUGGAGAAAAAGGAGGGAAUGUACACCCUUGAAUUGGCUGGAGAAGGAGAGACUAAAAUGUCCUGUCCAUCACUGUCACCAGCUCAAACUGAACACACAAGGCCCAUCGACGGUCCAAAACUGCAAACUGAAACCCCUGGGAAUUUGUCACCUACCACACUUGCUCCAAAGAACCAAGAGCCACUGCAGCCUGAUGCCCCUAAGGGCCAAUUCCAGCAUCCCUUCUACCCCUUCUAUCAUCUGCCAAAGCCUGAAAACCCAACUGCUGCUCCAAGGCCUCCACAGCCUGAAGCCCCCAAGGGCCAAGUCCAGCAUCCCUUCUACCCCUUCUACCCUCUGCCAAAGCCUGAAAACCCAACUGCUGCUCCAAGGCCUCCACAGCCUGAAGCCCCCAAGGGCCAAGUCCAGUAUCCUUUCUACCCCUUCUACCCUCUGCCAAAGCCUGAAAACCCAAUUGCUGCUCCAAGGCCUCCACAGCCUGAUGCCCCUAAGGGCCAAGUCCAGCAUCCCUUCUACCCUCUGCCAGUGCCUGAAACCCCAACUGCUGCUCCAGGGCCUCCACAGCCUGAAUCUCCUAAGGGCCAAGUCCAGUAUCCUUUCUACCCCUUCUACCUUAUGCCAAAGCCUGAAAACCCAUCUGCUGCUCCAAGGCCUCCACAGCCUGAAGCCCCUAAGGGCCAAGUCCAGUAUCCUUUCUACCCCUUCUACCCUCUGCCAAAGCCUGAAAACCCAACUGCUGCUCCAAGGCCUCCACAGCCUGAUGCCCCUAAGGGCCAAGUCCAGCACCCCUUCUACCCUCUGCCAGUGCCUGAAAACCCAACUGCUGCUCCAAGGCCUCCACAGCCUGAAGCCCCUAAGGGCCAAGUCCAGCAUCCUUUCUACCCCUUCUACCCUCUGCCAAAGCCUGAAAACCCAACUGCUGCUCCAAGGCCUCCACAGCCUGAUGCCCCUAACGGCCAAGUUCAGCAGCCCUUCAACCCCACCCCGUUCUACACUUCACCAAAGCCUGGUGGCGUAGUCCCACAAGACCCUACACCUGUUAACUGCCCUCAGUUUUGCCCAUCUGGAUUUGAUUAUUGCUGUCCACAAGUUUCAUUUCAUCACCAUUUCCAUCAAAUUAUUCCUUUUGGACUUGGCAGUCAAGAUGCAACUUCACUCUAUCCAGGACCACCAUACCUCCCUUCAGGUGCAUAUGCUGGUGUUGGCAAUAGCUUGGGUUCUGCUCCCCUACCUCAAAAACCAACUGAAGCAAUGACGAUGCAAGCUUCCAUAACUUCCACCUCUACAGUCCUUUCAUCUCCGUCCCUUCAAUCUGGAAAUGCAAAGAGGCCACAUCUUUCGCCACCAGAUGGCAACCUUGCUCCACUACCAGAUAAUCCAAGCAAGCCUACACAUCCUCAAUGGCCAAUUUACCCUUAUGAGGUUCCAUAUUCUCUACCUCCUAAUUGGCCAUAUCUACAACAAAACGAGGAGCUGCAGAAUUUACCACAACUCCUAUCACCAGCUUCCUACAAUGUGCUCUCUAAACCACAGGCUCCAGAUAGUAAACCAGAAAAUCCAGUGCUGAAAUAUGAGUCGUAUAAUGUCCAGCCCCCAAUGCAGCAAAAUGUCCAACUAUUAGGUUGGGACAUGAAUAAUCCAUCUGGGUCUUACUUUGCCCAAUAUCAACAGCAGCGUAUAGGAAAUAUGCUUCAAGAUGCUGAAGCACAAACUGAUGACAAGCCGACGGACACCAGCAUGUCUCAACUACAGCUAUUAUUGAGUGACUCAAAGAAGUCCACCAAUCAUGGACCGACUAUGCACUCCGAUUCUGAACCAAAGAGUUAUGUACUGCUACAGCAUGGCCCGCCAGGUAGGGAGCCUAACGGUUACAGUGACUCACCGCUGCCUUUUAGUGACCUGGUUCAUGAUGCAAACUUAUUUGCACAAAAUCUUGCAAGGCAACAUGAUCAUAAACCUCAAAGUUUUAAGACCCUGCAGGAAAAACCCAAAUUGCUGGUUAAAGGAAUGUCCAAUCCCUUACCCAUCAACUACAUGCCAAGGCCUGGUGAUAUAAUAGCUUAAUCAUUGGUUAUCGCUUUGAUGACUCAUUUCGGGCCUUUGCCCCAGGACCCUUAAUUCCUUGCAUCAUUCAAAGAUUCCUGGAGGCCCAUGAUGCCUCUAAUUUCAACCAAAUGAUUCAAUUUCAUGUUCCAGGAAAUGCAUUUUAACAAAAGGACUCUGUAGCUGACCACCAAGCUAAUGGUAUGUUAAAUUGAUGGUUUAAAAAAAAAAAUGUUGUAAGCGAGUGUCCGGGACUAAUGUGUCUCUUGCAGGACUGAACCAACCUUUUCAGUGAGCAAGUGGAACUGGGAAGCAGAAAUGUGUCAUCUUCAAAGUGAAUAAACGAUUGAA
Messenger RNA from Anarrhichthys ocellatus (wolf-eel), 4336 nucleotides. RefSeq names its product ras-associated and pleckstrin homology domains-containing protein 1-like. Bases 1085 to 4006 code for a protein of 973 amino acids. Lineage: Eukaryota; Metazoa; Chordata; Actinopteri; Perciformes; Anarhichadidae. The transcript has 6 exons. The record is from RefSeq and is a predicted model, not a curated record.